GCGGGGCCGGGACCGUCCCGGAGGCGCGGCGUGAGCCAGUGACAAACGAUGGCGGGCGAGGAAGACCGCGGAGACGGGGACCCGGUAUCAGUGGUGACCGUGCGGGUGCAGUACUUGGAGGACACCGACCCCUUCGCAUGUGCCAACUUCCCGGAGCCGCGCCGGGCCCCCACCUGCAGCCUGGACGGGGCGCUGCCCCUGGGUGCGCAGAUACCCGCGCUGCACCGCCUGCUGGCGGCUCCACUGAAGCUGGAGGACUGUGCCCUCCAAGUGUCUCCCUCUGGAUACUACCUGGACCCCGAGUUGUCUCUGGAAGAGCAGCGGGAGAUGCUGGAGAGCUUCUAUGAAGAGAUCAGCAAAGGGCGGAAGCCUACACUCAUCCUGCGUACUCAACUCUCUGUGAGGGUCAAUGCCAUCUUGGAAAAGUUGUAUGGCUCCAGUGGCCCUGAGCUGCGUCGCUCCCUCUUCUCACUAAAGCAGAUCUUCCAGGAGGACAAGGACCUGGUGCCUGAAUUUGUGCACUCAGAGGGGCUGAGCUGCCUGAUCCGUGUGGGUGCUGCUGCCGACCACAACUACCAGAGCUACAUCCUCCGAGCACUAGGCCAGCUGAUGCUGUUUGUGGAUGGGAUGCUGGGGGUGGUGGCCCACAGUGAGACCGUGCAGUGGCUGUACACACUGUGUGCCAGCGUGUCCCGCUUGGUGGUGAAAACGGCCCUGAAGCUGCUGCUGGUAUUUGUGGAGUACUCGGAGAGCAAUGCGCCGCUGCUUAUCCGUGCCGUCAACUCUGUGGCCAGCUCCACAGGCUCUCUUCCUUGGGCCAAUCUGGUGUCCGUCCUGGAGGAGAAGAAUGGCGCUGACCCCGAGUUGUUGGUGUAUACAGUCACCCUCAUCAACAAGACACUGGCAGCGCUUCCAGACCAGGACUCCUUCUAUGAUGUGACAGAUGCCCUGGAGCAGCAGGGCAUGGAAGCUCUGGUCCAGCGCCACUUGGGCGCAUCGGGGACUGAUUUCGACCUGCGCACACAGCUUGUGCUCUAUGAGAAUGCCCUGCGGUUGGAGGAUGGAGACAUUGAGGAAGCCACUGCAGGUGGGCGGCGGGAACGCAGAAAGCCCUCUUCGGAGGAGGGCAAGAGGAGCCGCCGGUCUCUAGAAGGCGGGGGCUGCCCUGUGCGCCCCUCGGAGCCUGGCCCUGCAGGCCCCGCAACUGGCCGCACAGGCCCUGCCUCACCUCGGACAGGCCCCUCAAGCCCAGGGGACCCCGCUUCGAGCCCUGGGGACCCCUCCUCGGCGGUAAUCUCCACCUAUUCCGCUGGCCCUGCCCUGUCGACCAGCCUGGCCCCUAAACCUGCGGGCCCAGCUUCUGGCCUCUGUACCUCGGUGAACCUCUUCCCUGCCAUCUCUUUGGGGCCCUCAGCCGACAGCUCCAGCGAGAGGAGCAUCUACAAAGCCCGGUUCCUGGAGAAUGUGGCAGCGGCGGAAACAGAGAAGCAGGCUGCACUGGCCCAGGGCCGGGCAGAGACACUGGCUGGGGCCAUGGCCGAUGAGCCCGAUGGACACCCAGAUACCCGGGAACUAUGGGGCUCCCCAGAACCAGGCCCUGCACCCAGAACACCCCAGAGCCCUGUCCCCCGAGGUCUGCUCCGGGCCCAGCGGAGCGUUGAGCCAGAGCCCAAGGUGCCACUGGCCCCACCAAGCCCCAAGGCUGAGUCCUUUCAGGAGUUUCCUAUCCGUGUACCCAAGCUCUGCAUUGGAGACCUGGACUUCUCAGAUCUGGGGGAGGAUGAAGACGAGGACAUGCUGAAUGUGGAGGCUGUGGAGGCUGUGAAAGGGGUCCCACCCCCACCACCCCCACUGCCUGCGCUCUCUGGAGGCCCCCCGCCUCCUCCACCCCCACCUCCCCCACCCAUCAAAGGCUCACUCUCGCCACCUCCGCCUCCACCUCCAGCUGCCCCACUUCCUCCCUCAGCACCUGAUGGUCUAGCCCUCCCCAGCAAGAGGAAGACAGUAAAACUCUUCUGGCGGGAGCUAAAGCUGGCUGGGGGCCACGGAGGCUCUGGGAGCCGUUUUGGGCCUUGCCCCACCCUGUGGGCCUCACUGGAACCUGUCUCAGUGGACACAGCCCGGCUGGAACACCUGUUUGAGUCCCGUGCCAAGGACGUGCUGCCUUCCAAGAAAGCUGGUGAGGGCCGCCGGACAAUGACCACAGUGCUGGACCCCAAGCGCAGCAACGCCAUCAACAUUGGCCUAACCACCCUGCCGCCUGUGCAUGUCAUUAAGGCUGCCCUGCUCAACUUUGAUGAGUUUGCUGUCAGCAAGGAUGGCAUUGAGAAACUGCUGACUAUGAUGCCCACGGAGGAGGAACGGCAGAAGAUCGAGGAGGCCCAGCAAGCCAAUCCUGACGUACCCCUGGGCCCAGCUGAGAACUUCCUGAUGACCCUUGCCUCCAUUGGAGGCCUGGCCGCCCGCCUACAACUCUGGGCCUUCAAGCUGGACUAUGACAGCAUGGAGCGGGAAAUCGCAGAGCCACUAUAUGACCUGAAAGUGGGCAUGGCACAGCUGGUACAAAAUGCCACCUUCCGCUGCAUCCUGGCCACUCUCCUGGCUGUGGGCAACUUCCUCAACGGUUCCCAGAGCAGCGGCUUCGAGUUGAGCUACCUGGAGAAGGUGUCAGAGGUGAAGGACACGGUGCGCCGGCAGUCACUGCUGCACCAUCUCUGCUCCUUGGUGCUCCAGACCCGGCCUGAUUCCUCGGACCUCUACUCAGAAAUCCCUGCCCUGACCCGCUGUGCCAAGGUGGACUUCGAACAGCUGACUGAGAACUUGGGGCAGCUGGAGCGUCGGAGCCGGGCAGCUGAGGAGAGCCUACGGAGCUUGGCCAAGCAUGAGCUGUCCCCAGCUCUGCGUGCCCGCCUCACCCACUUCUUGGCCCAGUGUGGCCGCCGUGUUGCCAUGCUGCGGGUAGUACACCGCCGUGUCUGCAAUAGGUUCCACGCCUUCCUGUUGUACCUGGGCUACACAGCACCCGCGGCCCGGGAAGUGCGCAUCAUGCAGUUCUGCCACACGCUGCGCGAGUUUGCCCUGGAGUACCGCACGUGCCGGGAACGCGUGCUGCAGCAGCAGCAGAAGCGUGCCACUUACCGGGAGCGCAACAAGACCCGGGGCCGCAUGAUCACAGAGACAGAGAAAUUCUCAGGUGUGGCUGGGGAAGCCCCCAACCACCCAUCUGUCCCAGUGGCUGUGGGCAGUGGGCCAGGGCGGGGUGAUGCCGACAGUCACGCCAGCAUGAAGAGUCUGCUGACCAGCAAGCCAGAGGACACCACUCAUUGCCGCCGCAGCAGAGGCACGGUCCAGAGCAGCUCCCCAGUCACGCCGACAGCAACAGGGCCCUCCACUGCACCCCCAGAAGAACCCCCAGGCUCCAAUUUACCCAGUGACACUUCCGAUGAGAUCAUGGAUCUGCUGGUACAGUCAGUGACCAAGAGCAGUCCUCGUGCCUUAGCUGCUCGGGAGCGCAAACGUUCCCGGGGCAACCGCAAGUCUUUGAGACGGACACUGAAGAGCGGGCUCGGAGAGGACCUGGUGCAGGCCCUGGGACUGAGCAAGGGUCCUGGCCUGGAGGUGUGAAGGCCCUGCCUACUGGGACACCUACCUACCGGACACCUACCUACUGGGGCCCCAGCCUGCAGUGCAAGAGACUAGAGAGUGAGGAGGGAUCAGCAGAAUUCUGGGCCUCUUCAACCCCAGGGCCACUCUGUGCCCAGUGGACAAUGCCUUGAGCAGUAUUAGCUAUGUGUGCGUGCGUGCGUGCGUGUGUGUGUGUGUGUGUAUACUUGUACACGUACUUGUAUAAGCUCCCUGAAUACAUGGAGUAUAAUAAAGUUUUCAUAGCCAACCCAAG
This is a messenger RNA of Neogale vison (American mink), 3898 nucleotides long. It is a transcript of the gene FHOD1, whose product is annotated as formin homology 2 domain containing 1. The record is from RefSeq and is a predicted model, not a curated record. The transcript has 22 exons. The coding region runs from base 49 to 3624 and encodes 1191 amino acids. Gene Ontology annotation, cellular component: cytoplasm; cytoskeleton. Lineage: Eukaryota; Metazoa; Chordata; Mammalia; Carnivora; Mustelidae. Gene Ontology annotation, molecular function: actin filament binding. Gene Ontology annotation, biological process: actin filament network formation; cortical actin cytoskeleton organization.